Messenger RNA from Camellia sinensis, 3488 nucleotides. The record is from RefSeq and is a predicted model, not a curated record. NCBI's taxonomy places the organism in Eukaryota, Viridiplantae, Streptophyta, Magnoliopsida, Ericales, Theaceae.
GUUCCGGUGUGGUUUGGUGGUGUCCCAACCCCCCGUGUGUACCGUUGACCUCGUAUUAUCCCAUUUUCAUUCAUCGAACCCAAAAUCAGUAGUUUAUGUUUGUGUGAAUGGGGUUUGCGAAUUUGUUAAAAAGCAGCAUUGUAACACUAGAACAUUAGCAGGCUUGGUGUAUCUCGCACUCUCCGUGCUCUCUUUGCAAAAUCAAGAAAGUUUUGGUGUCAAAAUAUAUAUACAAGGCUACUCUUACUCUUACAAGUUUCAGAAGAUAACUUUACAAGGCCGACGAUGAAAAUCUUAAACAUGAAUCCUUCAUCAGGCGCGCAGAUAACUCAUAAGCUGUUCGUGAAUUGAGGCCGAAGAAAAAUGGCUGAGGCUGUAGUCUCUUUUGCGGUGGAAAGAAUUGAGGAUUUGCUGAUUCACAAAGCAAAUUUAUUAUAUGGAGUGCGUAGCCAAGUUCGAGGUAUGUUGGCAGAGUUAAGGGGUAUGAGGCCCUUUUUAAAAGAUGCAGAUGCAAGACAAGAUGAACACAAGAGCAUUAGUAAAUUGGUGGUGGAAAUAAGAGAAGUUGCUUAUAAUGCAGAGGAUGUGAUCGAAACUUUUGUAUUUAAAUUUGAGCCGAGGGAAAGACGAGGCAUCAUACACAUCCUCAAGAGAAGUGCUCGCAUCUUCAGUGAAGGCAUAACUUUGUACAAAUUAGGUCUCAGAUUAAAACUAUUCAAAGGCUUAGUGCAAAUUUACCCUGCUUGGGUCUAGAAGCUUUGAUGGAAAUAGACAGUUCAACUUCUCGACACCCAGAGCAGACUUUUUCUCAAGUUGGUGACGAAUAUUUAGUUGGUAUUGAGCGAGACACAGAGAUAUUAGCAGCGCAAUUGGUGAGUGAAGAAGCCGAACACUGUAAGGUUGUUUCAAUUUGUGGCAUGGGUGGUAUUGGGAAGACUACCCUUGCUAGGAAGGUUUACCAACACCCAGAUGUUAGGCGCCGUUUUGAUGCCUUCGCUUGGGCUUUCAUAUCUCAACAAUGGAAGCUAAACGAUGUUUUGCAUAACGUCCUAAUUCAACUCAUUCCAGGGAAGAAGGAUGCGAUUGUGAAUAUGGAAAAUGAUCGGUUAGCCCGCAAACAACUUGAUGAAGUCCAACAACAGAAAAAGUGUUUGGUUGUUCUUGAUGACGUUUGGUCUUCGGAAGGAUUUGAUGAGUUGUCAAAAGUUUUUUCUGACGUAAAUACGAAAAUAAUCCUUACUACUCGUAAUAAAAAAGUAGCAGGGUCUCAAAGUUUUUUCAUCUUCCAGCGAGUCCCUUUAACCACAGCAGAGAGCUGGGAGCUACUUAUGAGAAAGGCUUUCCCCAAAACAGCGGCUGAAGACUUCGAAGACUAUCCAAGGAUGGAGAGAUUAGGAAGGCAAAUGGUUCAAGAAUGCGGCGGCUUGCCGCUAUUCAUUAUAGAACUCGGAGGACGUCUGCGAACAAAGAAGACCUUGAAUGAGUGGAUGACAAUUUAUCGAAAUUAUCAAAUGAUUGGUGGAUCUGAUAAUACUGCAUUGGAUGUGUUAGCUCUAAGUUACCUAGAUUUAUCAUAUAAGCUAAAGACAUGUUUCCUUUAUCUGGGCAUUUAUGCGAAGGAUCAUGACAUAGAAGUAGACAUACUAUAUCAAUUGUGGAUGGCUGAAGGCAUCAUAUCCCGUGAGGACAGAGGAGAAGAAGAAACAAUGAUGGAUGUUGCAGAACGUUAUUUGGGUGAAUUAGCAGAGAGGUCUUUGGUAACAGUGGAAUUUAAGGAGAAGGUUGAGUAUUCAACAAUUACAGAAAGCAAAAGGUUUAAAAGUUGUCGACUUCAUGGCCUCAUGCUAGAUUUAUGUAUGUAUAAAAUACAGGAGGAAAACUUUUUUAAAACCAUUGAUUAUAGGGGCAUAAAUAAUCAAGAAGUGCAUCCAUCUUUUUCAUCCUUAGCAACAUCAACUGAUGGUAGAAAUAGCAAUAAAAUACGCAGACUUGCUAUCUAUCUAGAUGAGAAUAGUGACCUUCCCCUCUUCAACUUCAAACAAGAAGAAAUAGCUCGACCUAUUCGGGCAAUUUUAUUCUUCAUCUGUAGCUACAUUAACUAUCCAUUUGGAGAACAAUUGAUCCAUUUGUGCAAAAAUUCCAAAUGUCUCAGAGUGAUACAUUUCCAUGGAAAAGAAUCAGGUGACUUUACUGAUGGAAAACCAAAAGAGUUACCAAAAGAAAUAGGAAACCUAGUCUUUUUGCGGUAUUUGGGUUUAAAAGAUACUGGAUUCACAAAGUUGCCAUCAUCAAUAGGCAACCUGAAAUACUUGCAAACCCUUGAUUUACGGACCACAGAUGAGAUCAGUGUGCCGAAUGUGCUAUGGAAGAUGGAAAGUUUGGUACAUCUUUAUCUUCCUUAUUACCAUCUAUUUUCUACAGAAGGCAAACUAAGAGUGGAUGGCUUGAGCAACCUGGAGACGCUAGAAAACUUUGCCCCUGAUAAGGUUGAUGUUAAAGGUCUCUUUGAAUUAACCAACCUCCGAAGGCUAGGAGAAGUGCGCAUACAAGGAAAACAAAAGAACUUGCCAGAGGUCGUCAACUACCUCCUUAAUAGCAAGAAACUACAACACACUUCCGUUUUUAUGGAUCAAUGUGAUUUUUGUUCAGAUGAAGAACUACUCCUUCUGAGACAACUAUUUAGUUGUAAAUGCCUUGUUGGAUUGACAAUAAUUGGGAUUAUAGAUAAACUACCAGAAUACAACAGCAAUUGUUAUCAAAGCCUUGCCAGUUUGACCCUGUCCGGUUCACAACUUAAGGGAGAUCCAAUGGCAACACUGGAGAAGAUGCCUAACUUAAGGAUUCUCAUCUUAGUUGAUGCAUUUGCAGGAAAGGAUAAUUUGGUUUUCUCGGCCAAUGGUUUUCGUCAGCUCGAGCGUCUGGGACUCCAUUCUCUGGAAAUUGGGGAAUGGAUGAUGGAAGAAGGAGCCAUGCCUACUCUUUCUUUUCUAAGCAUUGGAUCUUGCAAUAAUUUGAAGAUGCUUCCAGAUGGAUUGAGAUUCAUCACUACCCUCCAGGAAUUGGAUAUUACGGAGAUGCCUGAAGCAUUCAAAGACUGUCUUCGAAUGGUUAACGACAAAGGAGAGGGUCUUCACAAAUUUCAUAUCCCUUCAGUUCGUUUUUCUUAGGUAUCUUAGAAGGGGCUUUGAAGCUGUCCAGGCUGUGUGCAUGUCGACAUAUGCUUGUAGAUGGUUUACAUGUCGACAUAUAUAUAUAGUUCUACUUAAUUUGGUACAGCUUGUUUGGUCAGAGACUUAUAUGGACUGUUAUUUGUUUGGUUCAUUGGAAGACAUUAAAUAUGUGAUUUUUGCAUGUUAAGUUUUCACUUUACUGUUACUAAAGACUUGGUUGGCUGUUCAUACAGCUCAUGUUCUAGCUAAUAAGAUCAGCUAGUUCUGGUAUGUACUUAUUCAGUUUUAUAUAUUUAUAUGUGAACUAUUUUGUUUUUU